AUGGAAAGAAAAGGAGCCCUCAUAUUCAUUGUUUCCAUAUUCCUUUCAUCAACAACGUACAUAACUGCUAGUACACCCAACGAAAACAAAUUUGAAAUCCAAACAAGAUUGGGGAAUGUGAUAGGAGUACGCCACACCUCUUUUAUGAAUAACGGAACCAUUUACAAAUUUUUCGACUUACCUUACGGUAAAGCCCCUGUAGGUCCAUUACGAUUUCAAAAACCUCAGCAAUAUGGAGCGUGGUCAAAAACGCUUAAUGCAACAACACCAGGCGCUGUUUGUUUCCAGUCAAAAAACCAGCCGACAACAUAUCCAGGAUUUACUGAAGAUUGUCUCAAGUUAAACAUUUAUGUACCAUAUGAUAUAAACUCUUCUAAUAACAAAUCAGUAAUGGUAUGGUUUCAUGGCGGGGCAUUUACAUUUGGUUCCGGGGGCAUGUUUGAUGGAAGUAUGAUAUCUUUAGUAGGAGAUGUAAUUGUAGUGACAAUAAAUUAUAGACUGGGAAUAUUUGGAUUCUUUGCUUCGAGAAAUAACAAGGCAAAAGGGAAUGCCGGACUUUGGGACCAGAAAAUGGCUCUAAACUGGGUGAGAUACAAUAUUAAAGACUAUGGCGGGAAUCCCAAUGAUGUAACAAUUUUUGGGGAAUCAGCGGGAGGAUCCAGUGUGGCCUUACAAUCUUUAAUACCCAGCAACAGAGGGCUUUUCCACAGAGUAAUUGCUCAAAGUGGGACUGCCAAUUCUCACCGUGUAGUAUCCAAUGUAACUUCAUCCUCUAUUGCAGUUGGCAAGAAAGUUGGUUGUACAUACAAUUACCACUCAGGGACUGAUUAUAACUUUGUUGAAUGUCUUAAAGCUGUAGAUGCAAUUGAUCUUGUCAAAGCAAUGGAAUUUGUUUGGAUGGACUUAGGAUUGAACGCUCUUGUGAAAAUUCCUUUUUCGCCGACAGUUGACGGUGAACUCAUUCGUAAGGAUCCAGUUUACUUACUGACAGACAGGUCAUCACCAGAAUUCAACUUUUUUCAAUCAUUGGACACGAUGUUUGGAACUUGUGAUAAGGACGGCUCCCUAGCAAUGAGUCUGCUACCUUUUUAUCAAUCAAAACUAAACUUUAAUUUCAGUGAAGGUGUACCAACUAGUGAGAUGUGUAGUACUAUAGUACCUGUAUUUUCAAAUACUCUAUUCAACAACAACAGUGCUGUUUCAAAUGCAAUUUGCAAGAAAUACUCUACAAAAGACAACAUAGAAGAACAAAGUCGAGAAUUUUUACAUAUGUACGGAGACUCUAUGUUUAUUGCCCCUGCAGCACUUGUUCUAGAGAAUCAUGGAAAUAGUAUUCAGGGAACAACAACUUACCAGUACGUGUUUUCUGAUGAAUUACCAUUAGUUCAUCCUACUGAACCUUCAUGGUAUCGUGGGUCUGCGCAUGGGACUGAUGUCAUUUAUUUGUUUUCGUAUGAACAAGUUAAAACAAAAUAUAAGUGGCCCCAUGGAGCUGACGUAUUAGUAAACCAGAUGAGGCGAUACUGGACAAACUUUGCUAAGACUGGAAACCCAAAUGGACUUGGUUUGCCAUAUUGGAACACUUUUGAUGAGAAUAGCGUACAUCCAUACAUGAACCUCCAAUCCUCGAUGACAUCCAUGCGGACAAAUUACAGGAAAACCUAUAUAGACUUCUGGAAUGAAGACUUGCCCGACAUAUUGCAAAAUGGGUGUAAUUUUAAGACUUGUGUUCUGCCAGCUGUUGGUUAA
This is a messenger RNA of Saccostrea cuccullata (small rock oyster), 1749 nucleotides long. Its product is annotated as carboxylesterase 5A-like. The coding region runs from base 1 to 1749 and encodes 582 amino acids. The transcript is spliced from 2 exons. The record is from RefSeq and is a predicted model, not a curated record. Lineage: Eukaryota; Metazoa; Mollusca; Bivalvia; Ostreida; Ostreidae.